UUUAUGCGAGCGAUUCGGAUUCCUAGACUUACAGUAUCAAAGUUGCCUUGACCGAAUUCAAUUUUACCUCUUGGGGUAGCUGGAUGGCAAUAAUGGCGACUGAACAACCUCAAACGUUACCGGUGGAUAAGAAGGCCGCCAGUCUUGUACCAGAGGAUAAGAUGGCGAUUGAUGAUGCAUCAGAUGCAGGAGCAGUUAAUGGGCAUCCUCAAUCUGAUCAAGAAGAGUCCAAAUCUGAUGAUAAACCUACUGUUAAUGGUAAUACUGAAUCAACAGAUUCGACAACUCCUAGAGCAGAUGAGUCUUUAAAUCAAAAGGCCUUUGCUGCAAACAGUAGUCUUCCUCAAGAAACGCAAGAGGAACCGCAUCCUAACCCUUCGUCCACCGAUGACAUUGACAUGCCCGAUGUUAAUGGCACUUCAGCCGUGAAGGACUCAUCUUCAACGGCAGAAUCUAAGGACGAAUCCAAGACCGAAUCCAAGACCGAAUCCAAGACCGAACCCAAUGCUGAACCCAAGACAGAAGCUAAGGCAGAAGCCGAGACAGAAGUUGUCCCCAGUUCGACGUCAAAGAAUAUUGACAAGACAGAGCAGGAUUCUGCUAACCAAGAUUCGGCGCUGGACGAAAAAGCACCCCAGAAGCCUGCCGAUUCGAUGGAUGUGGAUGUUACAGAACAACACGCUGACGGGGAGUCAAGUGAUAAACUCGCAAAUAGCACAGAAGAGAAGUCUUCAAAUGACGCAGCAGUGCCUACGUCAUCUCAAGACUCUAAUCAACCAUCGGCAAGUCUCGCUAAAUUGGACAUCAAGGGUACCCAGCCUGAUAGUGCUGUUUCUCAACCCGACACACCUAUGACCGACCAACCCGCGGCCGCAAGCAAAGUCUCCCGAGAGCGCGAGGAAGAUGGCGAUAACGAGCGAGCGGCAAAGCGGGCAAAAACAGAAGAUCGGAGUGAACCGACCGCAGAUUCGAUGGUUGUCGCGAGUGGGCCUCCUCCCGCUCCACAGUCGAGCAACAGCGUUGACCGAGACCGAGAUGGCCAAGUCAUUACCCCUUUUCAGAAUCGACAGAUCAGACAAGUUUUGGCUGGUGUCAAGAAGACCAAAAAUGGUCUCAAUUUUCGACAACCUGUAGAACGGCUAUGGCCGGUCUUAUGGGAUGACUACAAGUCUAAAAUUGAGAAUCCUGUGGACAUUUCACUCUUUGAGGCGAAGCUCCGCGAGGACAAAUACGCCAACUACGGCGCAUUGAAAGCUGACAUACAACUACUAUACGAGAAUUCUUUGACGUUCAACGGCGAAAACAAUCCUAUCACCUUAGCGGCAGGCAUAGUCAGAGAUCAGAUACUUUCACGCCUUCCAGACAUUUCUAGAUUAGAAGAACCUGCCAAACCCGAGAAGGGCAAAGCUCACGCAACCCGGCACCCAGAACCUCGCGCAGCAACCCAGCCACGACGACAAUCACAGUCACAGCCAUCACAACCACCUGCCGCAAGCCCAAAACCGAAAUCUACGCCUACGCAGACUAUACAAGCUGCCCAACCAGCCUCUGCUUCUUCAGCGCCAGCCUUUGCGAUCCCCCCGAACGGUAUCCCCCAAAUCCGUCGCGAUUCUACCAGAGAAGAUAGUGACAGACCCAAACGCCCCAUACAUCCUCCCAAAAAUCGCGACCUUGACUACGGUUCAGCCAGCCGUAAGAAACUAGAACCUGAGCAACGCUUCUUCGAAGUCGUCCUCGAUGAGAUCAAAAAAGGAAAGCAUUAUGCGUUAAAUCAAUGGUUUCUCACUCCUGUGGACCCUGUAGCAUUGAAUAUCCCGACGUAUUUCAGCGUCGUCAAGAAGCCAAUGGAUCUUACCACUAUGACACAAAAGAAUUACGACGGCGACUAUAAGUCAGCGAAAGAUAUAGAAAAGGACAUGAAACUAAUCGUCCACAAUUCUGAGCUCUUCAAUGGUCAACAUCAUGAUGUGACCAUCCUUGCAAGACGUUUAGAGGAGCUGUUCAAGUCUGAAAUGUCGAAACGAGAUCAGUGGAUGAAGCGUCAUUAUCCUCCGGAGGUACCAUCUGCGACAAAUGCUUCUGCUCAUAGUCCAGAGAGAAGUGCUCAUGACUCUGAAGAUGAAAGUGAAGCCGAUGGUGAGGAUGAGCAAAGUAGCGAAGUGAUUCGUAACUUGCAGGCUCGCUUAGACGAGGAGCAGGACAAGUUGAACACUCUACUUGGAUCUAAGAAACCAGACCUCACAAUGAUUGAGAUUCAACAGUCGAUGGUUUCGAUGCUCCAACGCAAGCUUGUAGAAGAAAGAACCAAGUUCCAUGAUGAAAAGAAGCCGAAGCCAAAGAAGAAGAACACCAAAAGCAAGCCGAAAUCUGGGGGCAGUGGUCCAGCAACUUCAGGCCACAAAAAGGCAGCAUCUGGAAAUGUUCAUACGAGCAAAAAAAAUACCAGCACCCAUACCAGCCAUAAGAAAGCGGCUCCCAAAAGCCGACCAGUUGGUGCGCUAGAGAAAGCAGUUAUUGCGGAAGGAAUCAAUGAGCUCGAUGGAACUACCUUGACAAAGGCUGUGGAUAUAAUCAAGAAGGAUACCGGUCAGAAUGAGAACGAUGACGGUGAGAUGGAGCUAGAUAUUGAUGCUCUGUCUGAUGAAGCUCUUCGAAGACUCUACGACUUGAUCAACAAGACGAACCCAGAAAUUCGGGUCGCACUGGAGAAGAAGCCGGAAUUUAGCCGUGCAGUCGAGCCGGAGCCCAAGUCAAAGUCUAGUGCGCCUACUAAAGCUAAGAAGAACAAGCCGAUGAACAAACAUGAGCAGGAGCGUAAAAUCGAACAACUCCGUGAGCUUAAAGCUCAACUUCAACGUCACGGUAGUGGAAGCCAAGAGCCUCUUCCUGGAGAAGUUGAUAACAACAGACCCAUGGAAUCAAGUGAGGAGGAAAGCGACUCAGAAGAGGAAUAAAGCAGGAUGAAUACCCCACCUAUUUCAGAAAUCUUAGCCCUCAGAAUAUUUCCAGGGGCAUAACUAACGUUUUGUGAUCCUUUGAGUAGCUUGGCUUGCGUGCUUAGCUCAGUUACCCCUGAGCCUAUCACUGAGAAAGGGUACUACCUAUUAGUAACUGCUUUUAAGAGAAGAAGGAAAAAAAACU
Molecule: messenger RNA, 3141 nt
Organism: Daldinia caldariorum
Lineage: Eukaryota; Fungi; Ascomycota; Sordariomycetes; Xylariales; Hypoxylaceae
Exons: 3
Coding region: 84-2954 (956 amino acids)
Biological process (GO): chromatin remodeling; regulation of DNA-templated transcription
Cellular component (GO): nucleus; chromatin
Source: RefSeq, a predicted model, not a curated record